AUGACGAGGCUUCGCGGAGCUUCUCUCGACGGUCCGAAUACGGCUCAGCAUGGUGGCAGCGAGCGAUCUCAAUACACUCGAUCCAAGAUCCCACCAAAUGCGCCGGAGGUUAUCGUACAAAAUACCGUUGAAGUCACGGACCCUUCUCGCGUCCUACCGUGGUAUCGGGAUGAGCGCCGGAGGCGAUUUAAUAUCCUGGUUCGAAGGUACAAAAACCAGCUGCUACAUGGAUGUGAUGACCCAGGAUGCCGUACCCCAACCUGUGCCAGUCGACGUCGGAGAGUCAGCGAAGGCCCGUAUCGCCGAUACACCGAACUCAGCGCGCGAACUCUAGCCUGUUACCUUGCCAGCCAGGACGAUCCAGAAAGCGGGCUCUGCUGCAAUAACCCCCGGUAUUCAUCCGACAUGACGAUCCAUGACUAUCACCGUAUCUCGCUCCAGCGAUCUCGAGCCUUCCAAGCACAUGCUGUCGCUGUUGCUGCAGAAGCAGAUCGCCAUGGUUCCCGAGCCCCACGAGAACAAGCAGACAAUUUCAAUCACGGAACACCUGCGGACCCGAUCGAGCAAGCGGGAGAAUCGAAUAUUGCGAGUGGUAUCGCAGGAAUAACAUUCGACGACGCGCAGCCGAGCACUUCCGAUUUUCAAGACCUUGACUACGUUGCCGAACAACCCCUCAAAGAUCCUAAAUCAUUUACCCAAAAUCUCUUCGAUACAUUGUCAUUACGCAUGGUAGAAUGGCUUCCACUGCGACGUGCAGCUGAGAAGUUACAGCCGCCUCGGAGUCGAUCGAUGGCCUACCCGGAAAGCAAUGAGACACCAAAUUACCCAAAGGGACAAGAGACAGGAGCAGACAAACCGAAAACAGAUCACAGCCAGGUCACCCCUUCGAAUGCGAGGAACCCUUUACCGCGCACUCCUUCAUCCCGAACUUCUGGAACGCAACCCUCGGCCGUGGAACUUACGUUUCAAAACCAGCAUGUCAAGCGACUGUCGCUUCCUGAAGCAGAUAAUUGGCGACAGUCAUCUCGAUCUAGUCUCGAAGAAAAGAAGCGGCCAGAGUACAAAAGCCAAAAACUGUCAAUGAACGCCCAUCUCGCUUCAAACGAGUUUACUAGCAUGCCCUCGCCACCAGCAUUGAAACGCCGCCCCCAGAAACAUCGCGGUAGAGCCGGGGAUUUGGAUAAAGCACGGUCUAAAGAUCAUCUGAAAAAUCAACGCCGUGUAUCAUGGGACAGUGAGAAGCUAUUGACUGAGACAACUAUUGGCGCAAGCACAGAAAACCUUCAACCGCCUCCUCCACAGUCGGACAUCGAUUUUGACACUCCUACAAAUCGUAAACCGAAGCCGAGUUCCAUGCGCCGCACGGCAAAUGUAGCCCCGUUAGCUCAGUCUAUUUCCCAUUUUACGCCGGAGAUUAUCGAUGGUCUUAGUCAAGUCAUGUUUCCUUCCCAGGAAGAUGCAGAAGCUUGGCAAGAAGAGCUUGAUCGCAUACAGUCCAUGGGAAGCUUUGACAACCCUGAUUGGAAAUUUGCAACGUCCCGCCAGCGCCAGGUUUUCCCUUUUAUCGCCCAAAGUGCGUAUUUUAUCUUCAGCAGUACGGGGCAGAUUUUACAGUCGUUCGGGAGAGAUGCGCUCGAACUCGAUACAGCAGCCAACAAGAUGAACCAACGCCUGGAUGUCUCAAAGCUUCAAGGUUCUCUGCAGAGGCUUUUCACUAUCUGCCCAUGGGACAUUGCUUUGCACAGCUUGUGGAGUUCGCUGGACAAGCUUUUCUUGCCGCCCAAUGAGUUAGCGUCCUCUGGGCGACCUUCUCGUCGUUCGUCUCGAAGCUCUACUAUGACCAGUUCCGCUCCCCCUGUGGUACGGCGACUCUCCGAAUCCGCCAAUAAUGAGCAAUUGUCUGACGCAGACGCUGCUUACAUAGCUACUGUUGCUUUCUUUGUCUUGGUCAGCUCAGUUCCAGAUCUGGAAAUCGGCACGUGGCGUGGGAUUCUGCGGAUGCGGGCUGCUGGAACUGUCGCCUCUUCUGCUGAUAUGCAAAAGUUGUCUCCUGAACAUGCACAGCAAGCCGUGGAAGCCACCGACAGGCUUGAACAUGAAUUAGGCCUCCGCUUGAUCAAUCGUCUUGUCCGUGCUCUCGCCGCCAGACUCGCUUAUCACGAGAUAUCCAAAGCUCGUCAAGUGUACAGCCUUGAUCUACCCAAGCAACGCAAAGCCAACGUACUCGAUCGCAUCAUGGAUCAUUUCAGCGAGCAACGACCUCAAAACUUCUCGGAGACCGAGGACUCAUCUUCUCACUCCACUGGGCCUAUUCCCCUCAUUGUUGAGUGGCUCCGAACGCUUUUCCUCCGUGAGUGGGAUGGUAACCCGGAACUGGCCCGCAGCAGCGCGGCUGGUGGCGCAGUGCAGAUCCUGGCUUUGAUGUAUAAAGAACGACAUCGGUUGGGUCUGCUUCCUGAAGACUUCCACACUCCCAUUCUCGCUGAGCGGCUGGACCCUCUCGAGAUGCCUGUUGCAUGGCUGGGGAAUCUCUCAAAUAACCGCACGAUGCACCUUCUCUCGAAUCCAUUCCUCUUCCCGCCGUCGUUCCUGGUCAUUUACUUCAGAGCUCUCAAUCACUCGGCGAUGUCCAAAUAUUACGAGGCUGCGAUGACUACCACGCGGCAUAUCACACAGUCUGCUUUUAGCAGCAUCACGAUUGCAGAUGAGGCUGCGCUUCUAGCCCGCAUGAAGACCUCCAUGUCCACCUAUCUGGUUCUGGUGGUUCGCCGAGAUAGUGUAUUGACCGAUGCUCUCAACCAGCUCUGGCGUCGAGAGAAGCGAGAGCUCAUGCGCCCGCUCAAGGUGCAGAUGGGCAUGGACGAGGGCGAAGAAGGAUUGGAUCACGGUGGUGUCCAGCAAGAAUUCUUCCGUGUACUCAUGAGCGAAGCCUUGGAUCCAUCUUACGGCAUGUUCACGAUGGACAGCCGGCAUCGUGUCUCCUGGUUCCAACCCUGGUCUUGGGAACCGCUUUACAAGUUUGAGCUCCUCGGGCUGCUGAUGUCUAUAGCCGUAUACAAUGGUCUCACGCUUCCCAUCAACUUCCCAGUGGCAUUCUAUCGCAAGUUAUUGGGACUUAAAGUCAAGCAUCUUGAUCAUAUUCGCGACGGCUGGCCUGAGCUUACUCAGGGUCUGGACUCCCUCCUCGCCUGGAGUGAUGGCGAUGUGGGCGAUGUCUUCAUGCGCACGUAUGAAUUCAGCUUUGAGUCUUCGGGCUGCGUGGAGACAGUUGACAUGCAAAAGGUUGGUCGUGACGAAGUUUGGCCUGUCUCCAAAGCAACGAGUGCAGACAUCGUUGAUCACGAAGCCGUGCGGUCGGACGGCUCUCACCACAUUGACUCAGAAGGGGCAUCUCAUCUCGCUCCAUCCAUUCGGCCAAUCACUCCUACCGUCGAAGCGCCUCUCGUGACAAAUGAGAAUCGCAAUCAGUUUGUCAAAGAUUACAUUUUCUGGCUCACGGACAAGUCGAUUAGGCCGCAAUUCGAGGCAUUCCUGCGAGGCUUCUAUACUUGCCUCGAUCGCUCCGCUCUAUCAAUCUUCACCCCCGAAGCACUCAAGACCGUCGUGGAAGGAAUCCAAGAAAUUGAUGUGGCAGAACUCGAGCACCAUGCUCGCUAUGAGGGCGGAUUCGGACCUACUCACCGAGUCAUCCGGGACUUUUGGAGUGUGGUUCAGCAAUAUCCGCCCGAUAAGAAGGCGCAGCUCCUGGAAUUCGUCACCGCCAGCGACCGAAUUCCCGUCAACGGUAUCUCGAGCAUCAUGUUCGUGAUCCAGAAGAACGGCGUUGGAGAUUUGCGCCUUCCGACCAGUCUGACAUGCUUCGGUCGUCUACUGCUUCCCGAGUACUCCUCGAAGGAGGCACUGGCUGAGAAGCUGGACAAGGCCCUUGAAAAUGCACGAGGAUUCGGCGUUGCCUAA
Penicillium cataractarum is the source of this 3957-nucleotide messenger RNA. Its product is annotated as HECT domain protein. The transcript is spliced from 3 exons. The record is from RefSeq and is a predicted model, not a curated record. The coding region runs from base 1 to 3957 and encodes 1318 amino acids. NCBI's taxonomy places the organism in Eukaryota, Fungi, Ascomycota, Eurotiomycetes, Eurotiales, Aspergillaceae. Gene Ontology annotation, molecular function: ubiquitin-protein transferase activity.